AUGGCGCCAGUGGCCCGGGAACUGGCGCGCUACAAGGUGAACAUAGCCGCACUCAGCGAGACCCGAUUUUCCGAACAAGGCCAACUGGAGGAGGCGGGUGCCGGCUACACCUUCUUCUGGAGUGGGCGGCCCAGGGCAGAGCGACGAGACGCGGGUGUCGCCUUCGCCAUUCGGAACGACAUCGUGGACGACUGCCCUGUUUGCCGCAGGACAUCAAUGAUCGCCUGA
Messenger RNA from Spirometra erinaceieuropaei, 228 nucleotides. Lineage: Eukaryota; Metazoa; Platyhelminthes; Cestoda; Diphyllobothriidea; Diphyllobothriidae. The record is from the annotation of a GenBank genome assembly.